UUACAGCUAUGCCAACAUUUAAGGCCAAGUGCUCUAGUCCACACAAUGAUGUGAACAUAUCGUUGAUUUUUCCCUUCAAAUCAUAUCAUAUAAUGAUACAAUACUAAUACACCUAUAUAUAUCUCCCAAAAUUCAAUCACAACAACAAUGUCAAAAACAGGGCAAUGUGCAAUAUUAUCAGCAUUACUAACCCUCCAAAUACUUAGAGCAUUAUCAGCAUCUCUACCAAAUUGCCCUGAAAAAUGCGGCAACGUUACCGUCCCUUACCCCUUCGGCAUAGGCGAUAAAUGCCACUACGGCACGCCGACCGACGACGGUAGAUACUUCAAUCUAAGUUGUGAUCAUACUACCACUCCUCCAACUUUAGCUUUAGGUAUUGGAUUACAACUACUAAAAAUCACCUUACAAGGUGAACUCUUAGUAAAUCAACCAAUUUCAUAUCGUUGUUUUAACAAAGGAUCAAAUAGUAGUACCCCUUCAUCUCAAAAUCAUGCAUUUAUUCAUACUAAAAGGUUCCCCCUAUCGACCACUCGUAACAUUUUUGGUGCAAUUGGGUGCGACACAUUUGUGACAUUAAAUGGUACAAGGAAAAACAAGAGAACAUUUCGUGCAGGUUGUAUGACAGUUUGUGCAGCUGCUGAAGAUGUUGAUACUAAAUCAUGUUCGGGAAUUGGGUGUUGUUUAGUAUCGAUUCCGCACGGUGUUGCUGAUCUAGACUUCAUAUUUACAACUCCUGAUGAACAGAAAUUGGUGCGCGAUUUUAACCCGUGUAGUGUUGCAUUUGUUUUGGCUAAAGAUUAUGUUGGUAAAGAUGAUGCGUUACCAUUUUCUAUCAAAGAGACUUUGUUACAAGAUGAUUUGUAUUAUAGGAAGAAUUUGACGUAUCCAGUUGUUUUUGAAUGGUCGAUUGGAGAGCAAGGUUGUGAAGCAGCGAAAGAUGCUGGUGGUGGUGGUUACUACAUGUGUAAAGGAAAUAGCACAUGUUUUGACAGGGAGUAUUAUCAGACAGGGUAUCGAUGUAAAUGUAAUAAAGGGUUUGAGGGUAAUCCUUAUUUUCAUGAUUGUCAAGAUAUUGACGAAUGUGCGAAAGAAAACCACAAUGGGUGCAACAAACCAGCAGUCUGCAUCAACACUCUUGGAAGUUAUUAUUGCAAAUGCCCACAAGGUUAUAAAGGUCAUGGCACUUUGAACGAUCCUUGUAUUCCUGAUCCCAACACUAAUAAUCGUGGUCUAUACAAAUUGUUAAUAGGACUAAGUGUAAGUUUGGGAUCCAUAAUUUUGUUUCUUGUUGGAUGGUGGUUAUAUGUUGUUAUCAAGAGAAGGAAGGUUUUUAAACAAAGAGCCAUGUACUUCAAAAGAAAUGGCGGUAUGUUACUGGAACAACAUAUGUGUUCUGACGGAGUUGUAGAAUGCACAAAAAUGUUCACUGUCGAUGAGUUAGAGAAAGCUACUGAUCACUUCAAUGAGGACAGAAUACUUGGACGAGGAGGUCGCGGCAUUGUCUAUAAAGGAAUGCUUGGUGAAGGAAGAAUUGUUGCAGUAAAGAAAUCUAAGAUAUUAGAAGAUAGUCGAAUCGAAGAAUUCAUCAAUGAAGUCGUCAUCUUAUCACAAAUUAAUCAUCGUAACAUAGUUAAGUUAUUAGGAUGUUGUUUGGAAACAGAAGUUCCAUUAUUGGUUUAUGAGUUUAUUCCUAAUGGAACUCUAGACCAUCAUAUUCAUUAUCCAAGUGAAGAGUUUAUAAUCACUUGGAGAAUGCGCUUGCAAAUUGCUUCUGAUUCGGCCGCAGCACUUGCUUAUCUACAUUCAGCUUGUUCAAUUCCUAUAUUUCAUAGGGAUAUUAAAUCUUCCAACAUACUACUAGAUGAUAAAUACAGGGCAAAAUUGUCGGAUUUUGGGACUUCAAGAUCAGUUGCAACUGAUCAAACCCAUGUAACUACUCGUGUUAUGGGGACAUUUGGUUAUUUGGAUCCCGAGUACUUCCAUACUAGCCAGUUUACUGAUAAGAGCGAUGUUUAUAGUUUUGGCGUAGUCCUUGUGGAGCUUCUAACAGGACAGAAGGCAAUACGCGCUGUGAUUGAAGAGGAUAGAAGUUUGAUAUCAUGGUUUCUUUCCCAUAUGGAAGAGGAAAACUCUUGUUUGCUUGAUAUUAUAGAUUCUCAAGUUCUACAGGAGGGUUUGGAGCAACAGAUUCAUACAAUUGGAAGUCUUGCAAAGCGUUGCUUAAGUUUGGAUGGAAAGAAAAGACCAACAAUGAAAGAAGUUUUGCAAGAGAUAGAAGUGGUGUUAGCGCUUCAUUUACCCUAUAAAAAUGAAGCAAAUGAGCAAAAGUUAGUGCAAGUGUCUGAUGUAACUAAUAACAAAAGUUUAUACUAUGAUGGUGUUUCGAGUUCCGGCACAUUUUAUACCGAAGGUAGCUCGUUAAGUUCUUCGGAAGUGUCUUUGUUAUUCAGUACCAGAUGAUCGAUGUAGAUAUCUUUAACAUACAUUUGGUUAUAUAGCCUUGUUAUGAAGUGAUUUAAUCUACAGAAGUAUAUCAUUUAUUCAUUUGUUCCUUUAGAUGUA
Molecule: messenger RNA, 2562 nt
Organism: Beta vulgaris subsp. vulgaris (sugar beet)
Lineage: Eukaryota; Viridiplantae; Streptophyta; Magnoliopsida; Caryophyllales; Amaranthaceae
Product: wall-associated receptor kinase 5
Exons: 3
Coding region: 148-2460 (770 amino acids)
Biological process (GO): protein phosphorylation; cell surface receptor signaling pathway
Cellular component (GO): plasma membrane
Molecular function (GO): protein serine/threonine kinase activity; ATP binding; calcium ion binding
Source: RefSeq, a predicted model, not a curated record